Molecule: messenger RNA, 6116 nt
Organism: Periophthalmus magnuspinnatus
Lineage: Eukaryota; Metazoa; Chordata; Actinopteri; Gobiiformes; Gobiidae
Gene: lrp4
Product: low density lipoprotein receptor-related protein 4
Exons: 38
Coding region: 271-5982 (1903 amino acids)
Molecular function (GO): calcium ion binding; protein binding
Source: RefSeq, a predicted model, not a curated record
GGUUUGAGGCUUUAUUGUCGGUCACCAGAAAAGAGGAGGAGUCGGUGUAGCCUCGGAGCUCAAUGAGACUGUAAAAGACAUAGUCAGUCAUGGUACGAAGCUAAAAAAAAAAAAAAAAAAAGAAAAAAGAAAGAAGUGGAUUGACUGGGCUUGAUGUCUCCGCUUUUGUGAUUUAUAACUCGAAAAGGACACGGAGAGGACGCGAAGGAAAAGGACCGACGCUGGAUAAAAGGGAAGCCCCGAGAGCGAGAGUGAAAAGCGGGGUACAAGAUGCAGUCUGCCUCGGUGUUUUGGAGCUCUGUCCUGGUAACUUCACUGCUCAGCUACGCUCCAGGAGCAGAGGCCAGUGCGGAGUGCUCGUGUGGGAAGAACCACUUCACGUGCGCGGUCAGUGCGUUUGGGGAGUGCACGUGUAUCCCGGCACAGUGGCAGUGUGAUGGUGACAAUGACUGCGGUGACCAUAGCGACGAGGACGGAUGCAUGCUGCCAACCUGUUCUCCGCUGGACUUCCACUGUGAGAACGGGAAGUGUAUCCGAAGAUCGUGGGUUUGUGACGGAGACAAUGACUGUGAGGACGACUCGGACGAGCAGGACUGUCCGCCCAGAGAGUGUGAGGAGGACGAGUUCCACUGUCAGAACGGCUACUGUAUCCGGAGUCUGUGGCACUGUGACGGAGACAAUGACUGUGGGGACAACAGCGAUGAGCAGUGUGACAUGCGUAAAUGCUCAGAUAAAGAGUUCCGUUGCACAGAUGGAAGUUGUAUUGCGGAGCACUGGUUCUGCGAUGGAGACACGGACUGUAAGGACGGAUCAGACGAGGAAAACUGCCCCUCAGAUGUUUUGACUGCCACCUGCAGUGCGGAGGAGUUCCAGUGCGCGUACGGCCGCUGUAUCCUGGACAUUUACCACUGCGACGGAGACGACGACUGUGGAGACUGGUCUGAUGAGUCCGACUGCUCGUCUCAUCAGCCGUGCCGCUCAAUGGAGUUCAUGUGCAGCAGUGGCAUGUGCAUAAACGCAGGCUGGAGGUGCGACGGAGAGUUCGACUGUGACGACCAAUCAGAUGAGAGAAACUGCACUACCUCCAUGUGCACGGUGGACCAGUUUCGCUGCAGAACGGGGCGCUGUGUGCGGUUGUCAUGGCGAUGUGACGGAGAGGAUGACUGCGCCGACCACAGCGACGAAGAGGGCUGUGAGAAAACUGAGAGCCCUCCGUGCGCCUCAGACCAGUUCCAAUGUGGAAACGGCCGCUGCAUCGGUCAGAGGAAAGUCUGUAACGAAGUGAACGACUGUGGAGACGGCACAGAUGAGCACCCACAUCACGACUGUCGCCCGCGCUCCAGUGAGGGAAAUUGCAUGCAGAACAAUGGAGGCUGUGCUCAGAAGUGUCAGAUGGCUCGGGGACUGGUCCAGUGCACCUGUCACACGGGCUACAGGCUGAUGGAGGACGGCCGGAGCUGUCAGGAUGUGGAUGAGUGUGCAGAGGAGGGCUACUGCAGUCAGGGCUGCACUAACACUGAGGGUGGCUUCCAGUGCUGGUGUGUGCAGGGCUACGAGCUCCGGCCAGACAAGCGCUCUUGUAAGGCCCUGGGUCCAGAGCCAGUGCUGCUGUUUGCUAACCGCAUAGACAUCAGGCAGGUGCUCCCCCAUCGCUCCGAGUACACUCUACUCCUCAACAACCUGGAGAACGCAAUCGCUCUGGACUUUCACCACAACCGCGAGCUCGUCUUCUGGUCCGACGUAACUCUGGACCGGAUCAUGAAGGCCAACCUCAACGGAUCCAACGUGGAAGAGGUGGUGUCUACGGGACUCGAGAGCCCAGGUGGUUUGGCCAUCGACUGGAUCCAUGACAAACUGUACUGGACUGACUCUGGCACAUCUCGUAUUGAGGUGGCCAAUCUGGACGGGACUCACCGCAAAGUACUGCUGUGGCAAAAUAUGGAGAAGCCAAGAGCCAUCGCACUGCACCCAAUCGAAGGUAAAAUCUACUGGACAGACUGGGGGAACACUCCUCGUAUCGAGUAUUCAAACAUGGAUGGCUCCAAUCGCAGAGUGAUCGCAGACACUCACCUGUUCUGGCCAAAUGGACUCACCAUUGACUACGCCAGCCACCGCAUCUACUGGGUCGAUGCCAAGCACCACGUCAUCGAGAGAUCCGACCUAGACGGACGCAACCGGAAAGCAGUUAUAAGCCAAGGCCUCCCUCACCCAUUUGCCAUCACAGUGUUUGAGGACAGCUUGUACUGGACUGACUGGCACACCAAGAGCAUCAACAGCGCCAACAAAUUCACCGGGAAGAACCAGGAAGUGAUCCGCAACAAGCUGCACUUCCCAAUGGACAUACACACGCUGCACCCCCAGAGGCAGCCCGCAGGAGGCAGGAAUCGCUGUGGGAGUAAUAAUGGCGGCUGCAGUCACCUGUGUCUUCCCAGUAACAAGAGCUACACCUGCGCCUGCCCCACGGGCUUUAAGAAGGUCGACCACUACAACUGCGCCAACAGUCUUGACCAGUUCCUGCUUUUUGCCCGAAGGACGGACAUCCGGCGCGUCAGCUUCGACACGGAGGAUAUGUCCGAUGACGUCAUCCCUCUGGCCGACGUUCGGAACGCCGUGGCUCUGGACUGGAACGAUAAAGAGGGAUUCAUUUACUGGACUGAUGUUACCACAGACUCUAUCAACAGAGCUAUGUGGGAUGGAUCCAAGCAGGAGGUGGUGGUGGACACUAGUCUGGAGAGCCCUGCUGGUUUAGCCAUUGACUGGGUUACAAACAAACUCUACUGGACUGAUGCUGGUACAGACCGUAUUGAAGUGUCUAACGCAGACGGCAGCAUGAGGACUGUUCUGAUCUGGGAGAACUUGGACCGACCCAGAGACAUUGUGGUGGAUCCUAUUGGAGGAUUCAUGUACUGGACUGACUGGGGAGCGAACCCAAAGAUCGAGCGUGCGGGCAUGGACGCCUCUGGUCGUGCAGUUAUCAUCUCCUCCAACCUGACGUGGCCAAACGGACUGGCCAUAGACUACUCCACACAGAGGCUGUACUGGGCUGACGCCGGCAUGAAGACCAUCGAGUUUGGGAACUUCGAUGGGUCUAACAGACAGGUUCUAAUUGGUAGCCAGCUGCCUCACCCAUUUGGCCUGACCGUUCAUGAAGAUAAACUAUACUGGACAGACUGGCAGUCGAAGAGCAUUCAGAGCGCAGAUAAAAUGAGCGGACUCAAGAGGGAGAGUGUGGCCGAGAACCUGGAAAACCUCAUGGACAUACACAUGUUCCACAGACACAGAGGCACGGUGUCAAACCCAUGUACAGUGCAAAAUGGAGGCUGUAGUCACUUGUGUCUUUUGGCUCCGGCUCCGAAGGCAUCGAACUGCGCCUGUCCCACCGGCAUCAACCUGCAGGAGGAUGGCAAGACUUGCACUCCAGGCAUGAGCACGUUCCUCAUCUUUGCUCGGAGGACAGACAUUCGGAUGGUGUCUCUGGACAUCCCAUAUUUCGCUGAUGUUGUAUUGGCCGUCAACAGUUCAAUGAAAAACACCAUUGCCAUAGGAGUCGAUCCCAAAGAAGGUAAAGUGUACUGGUCAGACAGCACACUGAAGAAAAUCAGCAGAGCUCACCUUAACGGCAGCGCUCACGAGGACAUCAUCUCUACAGGUUUGAUGACCACAGAUGGAGUGGCAGUAGACGCUGUGGGCAGAAAGAUCUACUGGACCGACACUGGCACAAACCGGAUCGAAGUGGCUAACCUGGACGGGAGCAUGAGAAAGGUCCUGGUGUGGCAGAACCUGGACAGCCCCCGUGCAAUCGCACUUUACCACCAGAUGGGGUACAUGUACUGGACAGACUGGGGGGAACAUGCUAAACUGGAGCGUGCUGCGAUGGAUGGCUCAGACAGAGCGGUGCUGAUCAGUAAUAACCUGGGCUGGCCCAAUGGACUGGCCAUAGACACAGCAGGUUCCCAGCUCCUGUGGGCAGAUGCACACACAGAGAGGAUUGAAGCCUCAGAUCUGAAUGGUCAGAAUCGUCGGACUCUGGUGACUCCCGUGCAGCACCCAUACGGGUUGACCCUCCUCGGCUCCCAUAUCUAUUGGACCGAUUGGCAGAGCCGCAGUAUCCAGAGAGCUGACAAGAACACAGGAGGAAACACCAUCACUGUGAGGUCUAACCUGCCCGGGCUCAUGGACAUCCAGGCCGUGGACCGGGACAAGGCUCUGGGUCAUAAUAAAUGUGGUCGCAGGAAUGGAGGCUGCUCUCACUUGUGUCUUCCCCGCCCUAACGGCACGUCGUGUGCUUGUCCUACUGGCAUCGUCCUGAAGGGAGACGGGCGCACCUGUGAGGACGCUCCAGAGACCUACCUGCUCUUUUCAAACCGAGUGAGUGUCCGGAGGAUCUCACUGGACACGGACGACCACACGGAUGUCCAUGUCCCUGUCCCGGAGUUACAUAACGUCAUCUCUCUGGACUACGACAGUGUGGACGGGAAGCUCUAUUAUACCGAUGUCACACUCGAUGUCAUCAGGCGUGCAAACUUGGAUGGCAGUGGGAUGGAGACAGUGAUCAGUCAGGGCCUGAAGACCACAGACGGGUUGGCUGUGGACUGGGUCUCCAGAAACAUGUACUGGACUGACACGGGCAGAAACACCAUCGAAGUGGCUCGACUCGACGGGACCAGUCGAAAAGUCUUGGUCAACAAUAGCCUGGACGAGCCCCGAGCCAUUGCAGUCUUCCCCAGCAAAGGGUACCUGUUCUGGACUGACUGGGGGCACAUAGCAAAGAUCGAGCGCUCUCAUUUGGACGGAUCAGACCGAAAAGUCCUGAUUAACACAGAUCUGGGCUGGCCCAACGGACUCACUCUGGACUACGACACACGCAGGAUUUUCUGGGUGGACGCUCACUUGGAUCGCAUUGAGAGUUCAGAUCUGAACGGGAAACUGCGUCAGAUCCUCGUCAGCCCUGUCUCCCACCCAUUCGCUCUGACACAGCAAGACCGAUGGAUCUACUGGACGGACUGGCAGACCAAGUCCAUCCAGCGCGUGGAUAAGCACACAGGGAGGAACAAGGAGACAGUACUGGCCAAUGUGGAGGGGCUCAUGGACAUUAUAGUGGUGUCCCCAAACAGACAAACUGGUACAAACUUGUGCGGAGUGAAUAAUGGAGGCUGCACUCACCUCUGUUUCGCCAAAACCAACAGCUUCGUCUGCGCUUGUCCUGAUGAACCAGACGGACGGCCCUGUUCCACUAUUUCAGGUUUUGUGCCCACGUCUCCGGCUAAAGGCAUCAGCAGCACCCCGGUCCCCAAGAAACCCAAGUCUCCCACAGAUCGUCCCAGAGCAGGAGCAGCCACCAACUGCACAGACAAGAAUGAAGAGGGCUGUCUGACCAAUAGUGUGAUGACCGCUCCUCAUGGAGAAAGCCUACACAUCAGUUAUGUCAUUGGAGGAGUCCUGACCAUUCUGGCCAUUCUCAUCCUCAUCGCUGCUUUCAUUAUUUACAGACAUAAAAAGUCGAAGUUUGCCGACCCGGGGGUGAGUAACUUGACGUACAGUAACCCCUCGUACAGGACAUCCACACAGGAAGUCAAGAUCGAGGCAUCGCAAAAACCGCCCAUUUACAACCAGCUCAGAUACAAAAGAGAGGGCGGUGUGGACGGGAGCUACACUAAGGAGAAGAUCCGUAUCGUGGAGGGCGUGUGUCUCCUGUCCAAUGAGGAGCUUUACUGGGACGACCAGAUCAAACAGAUCAAACCAUCAAGAGGCCUACACACCUGCAUGAGGACAGACACCGUGUCCCUCCAAACCUCCAGCGCCUCCCUGGACGACGGAGAGACCGAGCAGCUGCUACAGGAGGAGGCAUCCGAAUGCUCCUCCAUUAACACCCUCACCCCCCUCACCCCCUCGGCCCUCACCCCCACGCGCCACGCCCACCCCAACAUGGCCGACACGGGCUGGGCCUCUCACCGCAAACCCUCCACGGAGAGCGAGGUCUGAGCCAGGGACACAGGGACAUUCAAUACAAGCUCUGGAGUGGGAGACUGUAUGCAAAGAUGGGCACAUGAAGCACAUGAAGCAGAUAAGUAGUAAUGGCACUUAGAAGUAAACUGCAUAUUUCAAUUUAAAGUGUA